Molecule: messenger RNA, 2295 nt
Organism: Neurospora tetraspora
Lineage: Eukaryota; Fungi; Ascomycota; Sordariomycetes; Sordariales; Sordariaceae
Exons: 4
Coding region: 1-2295 (764 amino acids)
Cellular component (GO): cytoplasm
Molecular function (GO): oxidoreductase activity
Source: RefSeq, a predicted model, not a curated record
AUGUCGGAGAGUAAUGAACUGAUGAAAGUUGUUACAGUGGGCGGAAAUUCGGUUUCUGCCUUCUUGUCGUGGCGCCUCCAAGCAACAAAUGCCUGCGACGUCACUCUAGUAUGGAAGACUGGCUACGAGCACGUUGCGCAAUACGGAAUCUCCUUCAAGUCUCCGGUCUUUGGCAAUGAGCGCUUCAAGCCUCGUCAUGUUGUCCGGGCACCCGAAGAGGCUGCCACUCGCAGAGAGGGCGGCGCAUUCGACUAUGUCAUUCUCUGUAUAAAGGCCCUUCCCGAUGUUUACGACCUGGCGUCCGUGAUCGAUUCCGUCGUCACUCCGCAGCACACUUGCAUCCUUGUUAAUACCACACAAUCGCUCGGCCUCGAAUCAGCCAUCGAAGAACGAUUCCCCACUAAUGUAGUCCUUUCGCUGGUCUGCGGCGCCGAGCUCACUCAGCUCGGAGGAAGCGAAUUCGAGCACAAGGGCUCAACAGAAGUCUGGGUUGGCGCCGCAAACAGAAACUCCAACAUUCCGGCCUCGAUACAGGAGGAUAUGGCGCAGGCACUGGCUAUGACCCUCAGCACUGGUCAGGUCGACUGUAAAGUCUCGAGUAACAUUCAGCAACAGCAGUUUGAAAGAGUUAUUGGCCCAAUUGCUUUCCAUCCUCUUACAGUGCUCUUCGAAACCCCCAACUAUGGCCAGCUCCUCGACAAGGUGGGCGUGGCCAAGCUGAUAUCAGAUGUCAUUGACGAGCUAUUAGCCGUGGCCGAAGCACAGGGUUGCAAGUUCCCGCCCGAUUUCAAGAAAAACACCAUUGAUGAAUUCGCGAGGACGACGACGGAGAAUAUGAUGUGGCAAGAUUACGUUGCGAGACGCCCAAUGGAGGUUGAGACAUAUCUCGGCUCGCCUAUUAGGUUAGCCCAACAAUUUGGGGUGCCAGUUCCACGAAUCGAGACGCUCUACGCCCUUCUUCACAACACCAACAUCGCCAACCGCAACAGACCCAAGACGGACGGUCUGGCUCCGCCUCUACAGCCAGGGUCGCCUUCCGCUACGCCCCCUCUGCCCCGGGGGACGCCAGGUACUCCACGUGCAGUAGCCAACGGUAUGACCAACGGGAACGGGAUGCCGCGGAUGCGCCCUAGGGGCUCUUCGCAGCUGGGACCUGCACCACUCGGCAUGCGCAGACCUACUCUGAACGGCGGUGGACCGCCACCUAACGGAUACCCCAGACCACCAACCAGUGGAAGCCGACAGCCGUCAAGGAGGGGGUCGAUGGAAGGAGCUGAUUUGGAAGAGUUUAGCCAUUUGGUGCUUUACGACGACAUUCCAGAAGGCGGCGAGGGCGGUUAUUCGCCGCACGAUCUGGCUUUGCGGGAAAGAGAGUUGCAGCUGCGGCAGCGAGAGCUCGCCUUGAGGGAGCAGGAGAUGAGGCUCAGACGUGCUGCUGCUGCUGGUGGUCCCCCGCCGGGAUCCAGAAGGGGCCCUCCAUCGAGGUAUAACGGCGGUUUUGAUGAUGACGAUGAUGAAGACAAUUACUACGACCCGGCUUCUGCGCCUCCCGUGCCAAUGAUCGAUCCCGACAACUUUGACAUGAUGAGCGUCACUUCCAGGAAGACCCGGAAAGCGCCUAGCGAUCAUCACCAAUUGCGCAAGAACCCCGAGCCCAAUGCGCCUACUUCCCGGAGUAGUAGGUUUAAACCGAAGUUUGGGCGGAACCGAUCGAGCCAUAUGGUCGCCGAAAUUCCGGGGUUGCACGACAACAUCUUGGACGACCCGUUGAUGAGCUUCACCUCGAAUCGGUAUGGCGAAGUGGACCGGGGAAUGAUACACGCGGGAUCGAGGACAAACUCUUUGACGACCGCCCGUCUGGAUGAGCUGCAGUACACUCAGGGCCCUCCGCCACACGGAGGCAUGCCGAGGCGCGCCAGUCAAUCACCAGGGAACCCAUACAGCCCAUCCAUGAGGGGCGGUAGCGGUCGCCCUUCCCCACCAAACGGGUACAGCGCGCCAUACAUGAACGGCGGCGGGCGACCGUCGCCUCCGGAUGGAAUGCGGCAACCCAUGCCCCGUUAUCCUCCAGGACACGGAAACGCGGUCGUGCCGCAGCAGGUGGAACAGCAUGCCGGGGUGAGCGCCCUCCAACCACCAGAGACCAUGAUGACCAAAAAUGUUCGAAGUCUGACUGGUAGUGCAAGCGCCAGCGCGGCGAGUGGUGAUUCUACGCAUCAGCUCGAGUCAUCGGAACCCUCGGCACAUAGCAGCCAGAGUAGCCUAGGACGUCGUCCGCCCAUUGGAGUGCGUUAA